Pseudoliparis swirei is the source of this 440-nucleotide messenger RNA. RefSeq names its product small nuclear ribonucleoprotein polypeptide G (gene snrpg). The record is from RefSeq and is a predicted model, not a curated record. Lineage: Eukaryota; Metazoa; Chordata; Actinopteri; Perciformes; Liparidae. The coding region runs from base 104 to 334 and encodes 76 amino acids. Gene Ontology annotation, molecular function: RNA binding. Gene Ontology annotation, cellular component: P granule; U2 snRNP; precatalytic spliceosome. Gene Ontology annotation, biological process: spliceosomal snRNP assembly; mRNA splicing, via spliceosome. The transcript is spliced from 4 exons.
CCGGUGAACUUCCGGUCCCGCGCAGCACGUUUUCCUUCCGUUGGCUUCGCAAAGCGUUAAACAUCUGAACAACUGCGGCGGCUUCAGGUCACUAACAGACAACAUGAGCAAAGCGCAUCCUCCGGAGCUGAAGAAGUUCAUGGACAAGAAGCUGUCACUGAAGCUGAAUGGAGGCCGGCACGUGCAGGGCAUCCUGCGGGGCUUCGACCCCUUCAUGAACCUGGUGGUGGACGACUCUCUGGAGAUGGGCCCCGGAGGCCAGCAGAACACCAUCGGCAUGGUGGUGAUCAGGGGCAACAGCAUCAUCAUGUUGGAGGCCUUGGAGCGCGUCUAGAGCCGGACCACGCCGUCACUUUCUGUUGCCGGCUGGCUGCUCAGCGGCGGAUUCUUUGGACAUAUUUUGAAUUGUGUAAUCUUGUGAAUAAAUCCCGCUCUUUGUA